Molecule: messenger RNA, 4008 nt
Organism: Nematostella vectensis (starlet sea anemone)
Lineage: Eukaryota; Metazoa; Cnidaria; Anthozoa; Actiniaria; Edwardsiidae
Exons: 7
Coding region: 401-1522 (373 amino acids)
Source: RefSeq, a predicted model, not a curated record
UUCCUGCCGAGGGAACAGCUGUCAGGCUAUAGACGGUGAUGAAAUCAUCCCUGGGGGGUUUUAUUGUUCAGCAGAUAAUCAACACAUAAAAAAUAAGCUGUUAGAUCAUAAUUGGGAUUUUGUUGUAGCCUGCGUAGCAUUAGCGUUUCUGUGGAGUUUCGAGCAAACUAUUCCUGCUGAAACUCCAUGCACAGAAACGCUUGCUACGCAGGCUUAUUUUGUUGGGGUCGCUGGGGUUGGGGUUCCUUGGGGGUAUUUCUGUUAUUUCUACGUUUCCUUCUACGUGGCAACUAUGGGUGGUGAUAAGUGGGCACUUUGUUUUAACGCAGUUUAUACCUUGUUAAUAAUAAAUGGCUUAAACGUUUGUUAAGUAAGAGAACUUGACUAAGAACUUGGUAAGAUGCUGCUUCGCGAUUUACUGCCUCUUAUUUUCGUGUUGGUUCUUUCACGAUUUAACAGAGCUGAGGUAUUAUACAGUGAUUGCAGGAGAGAAGGAAUCUUUGUACGAAAAAAAGAUCAUGCUCUGAUUGGCUUCGUCCUAGAAACGCGUAGUGUGACGUCAUCACUAGACUGCGCAGAUCUAUGUCUCGCGCGUGCGCAGUGCGUGUCAUACAACCACGGGACUCCAGGGGGUAUCCCUAAGUGUGAGCUGAAUAGCGAAUCCGCAAUAAGCAAACCCGCAGACCUCAGGCUAAGCCCAGCAAUGAACCACUAUGGCACAGAGCAAAUUUGUCUGAAUGGGGGAAUUGUGGAUCACGCGUGCGUUGAGAAUGAGUUGCGCUGCAUUUGCUUGCCGGAGUGGACUGGGAGCGACUGCGGUCUGGCCAGGCUAGGCUACAUAGAGUCACGCCCAGGAUCAUCGUGUAGUCACAUCAAGUCCGAGGGUGACUCGCGAGGAGACACGAGCUACUGGAUCCAGCCUCCCGGCGCAAGUUCACCAUUCUCCGUGUUCUGCCAUAUGUCUCUCGUAGGGACAGGAUGGAUGAAGGUUCCGAAGGCCUGGUUGCACAGUACCGUGAAAGGCGGCGUUCAAAUAACAACAAGUGAGAGUAAUGGCGGGCUGUCGAUCGCGGGCUCUGUCACGUCGUAUGGCUGCGGGAACCCUGGCUCGGGCGCGGUGGCCUUUAUCAAGGACUACUGGACCAAGAUUCGCUACACUCAAGAGUUCUAUGGAAUUGUGUCUUGCUGGAGAAUCUUUGCUGACAAUCAUUACAAUUCAAACCACGGAGGCGUCGCGGGAAUUACUAACGUUGGUGUAUUCCCAUACAAUGCUACGGAAGGAGAUACCAUUGCCAAUCAGUUGUACAUGGCUGGGUCUCAUGGACACAUCUUCAAAGGAGAUAAUACAGUAUGCACUAAUAACGCCGGCAACAUGUGGAGAGAUAGCGUAUCUGGGGGGACUCGUCGAGCUACUAUCACCUUGAGGCGUGACCCGACCGUACCCCUGGCUGGUAUACUCGCAGCCGGGACAUCCUGCGGAACGCCAUCCUACCUUAUUAGGGAUAUCUAUGUCUAUUUUUAGUUUACAUUAUUAGGGAUAACUAUGUCUAUUUCUAGUUUACCUAAUUAGGGAGAUCUUUGUCUAUUUUUAGUUUACUUUUUUAGGUUUUAUCUACCUCUAGGGCCCCUUACCUUGUAGUUAGAGAAGGGUAACCCUACCUCUAGGGCCCCUUACCUUGUAGUUAGAGAAGGGUAACCCUACCCAUAGGGCCUCCUUACCUUGUAGAUAAAGAAGGGUAACCAUACCCCUAGUGCCUUGUUACCUUGUAGAUAGAGAAGGGUAAACCCACCCCUAGGGCCUUCUUACUUUGUAGAUAAAGAAGAGUAAUCCUACCACUAGGGCCUUCUUACUUUGUAGAUAGAGAAGGUAACUCCACCUCUAGGGCCUCCUUACCUGGUAGAUAAAGAAGGGUAACCCUACCCCUAGGGCCUUCUUACCUUGUAGAAAAAGAAGGGUAACCCUACCCAUAGGGCCUCCUUACCUUGUAGAUAGAGAAGGGUAACCCUACCCCUAGGGCCUCCUUACCUUGUAGAUAAAGAAGGGUAGCCCUACCCAUAGGGCCUCCUUACCUUGUAGAUAAAGAAGGGUAACCCUACCCGUAGUGCCUUGUUACCUUGUAGAUAGAGAAGGGUAAACCCACCCCUAGGGCCUUCUUACUUUGUAGAUAAAGAAGAGUAAUCCUACCACUAGGGCCUUCUUACUUUGUAGAUAAAGAAGGGUAACCCUACCCCUAGGGCCUCCUUACCUUGUAGAAAAAGAAGGGUAACCCUACCCAUAGGGCCUCCUUACCUUGUAGAUAGAGAAGGGUAACCCUACCCCUAGGGCCUCCUUACCUUGUAGAUAAAGAAGGGUAACCCUACCCAUAGGGCCUCCUUACCUUGUAGAUAGAGAAGGGUAACCCUACCCCUAGGGCCUCCUUACCUUGUAGAUAAAGAAGGGUAACCCUACCCAUAGGGCCUCCUUACCUUGUAGAUAAAGAAGGGUAACCCUACCCCAAGGCCCCCCUUACCUUGUAGAUAAAGAAGGGUAACCCUGCCCCUAGAGCCUCAUUACCUUGUAGACAAAGAAGGGUAACCCUACCCCAAGGGCCCCUUCCUUGUAGUUAGAGAAGGGUAACCCUACCCAUAGGGCCCCCCUUACCUUGUAGUUAGAGAAGGGUAACCCUACCCCAAGGGCCUCCUUACCUUGUCGUUAGAGAAGGGUAACCCUACCCAUAGGGCCUCCUUACCUUGUACUUAGAGAAGGGUAACUCUACCCAUAGGGCCUCCUUACCUUGUAGAUAGAGAAGGGUAACCCUACCCCUAGGGCCCCCUUACCUUGUAGUUAGAGAAGGGUAACCCUUCCCAUAGGGACGUCUUACCUUGUGGAUAGAGAAGGGUAACCCCAGAGGCGUAGCCAGAAUUGUUAACAGGAGGGGGCUAAAAAGGCUGUAUUAUAGAUUGUUUCUCCUCAUACAUUUACUGAAUUUUUGGCUGCUAAAGUGGGGGCUAGGGCCCCCUGGGCCACCUCUCUGGCUACGCCCCUGAACCCUACCACGAGGGCCUCCUUACCUUGUAGAUAGAGAUAGAUUGUAGAUAGAGAAGGGUAACCUUAUUCUUACCUCUACAAAGCAAACAGAGCCAUGAAAUGCUGUAGAGGAGGAGGGGCAAGGUACAACUAGGGUUGCUCUACAUACCUGGCAAUGCCCGUGAGUCAGAGAUGAAAAGGUGCCAAAUAAAAUAAUUAAAUUGAAAUGUGAAUAUCCAUGAAAUACAAUAAGAGAAAGCGCUGAGCAAAUAAAGCUUGAAUCACUUUGAAAUGAAUGGUUGAUAGGACUAUUAGUUUUUUGCUCAGCAAUCUAUUUCUUCGGCUGCAAAAGUAUUACCGGAACAGAAACACAAUUCAUGUGACCCAUAGUAGUCAUGGGCAAAUAAAUGUUAUAAAUCAAAUUGGCCUGGGAUUUUUUCCUGUUUCCUGUUUAUCAAGCCAACGAAGGGCAGUUUUCCUUUCUGACAGGGAUGGGAAGGAAGAAAUAUAGUUUGAAAAAAAAUCAUUAUGCUCACACAAUACUCAGGCUUAUAGCAGUAAAAUAAUGUUAGGCAAUUAGUUAUGGCAACUACUGUAGUUUGUUUGUUCAACUUUGACUUCUCUGUAUUACUUAAAGGUGUUCGGACAAGGGCUCUUAAAUGUCAGCAACAAUGUCUUAAAACUACAUAUAACAAAUUAGCAGAGCAAAGGUUUUUUAGAUUAUUAUUAUUAGAUUAAGAUUAACAUAAAAACUGAUUUGCUUUCAUCUGUGAUUGAAGCCUACUGCACUGAAUUAUUAUUGUCAUGACAACUGCUUCAGCUAGGCUUAUAGCAGGGGGAGAGGGAAGGCUUUCCUGAAGGGUCAACCCGAAGGAAAGAUAAAUUGACUAGCACUGGUGACUAAAUUGAUUGCACCAUGGUAUUGAUUUCAGCGUAUGAGAUGACUCUAGAGGAGGGGCUGAAGGUGGAAAAGAGGAUGUUCCAUACCACAUUUGCUCUUG